This is a messenger RNA of Camponotus floridanus (Florida carpenter ant), 2817 nucleotides long. Its product is annotated as leucine-rich repeat-containing G-protein coupled receptor 5. The transcript is spliced from 3 exons. The coding region runs from base 745 to 2817 and encodes 690 amino acids. Gene Ontology annotation, cellular component: extracellular matrix. NCBI's taxonomy places the organism in Eukaryota, Metazoa, Arthropoda, Insecta, Hymenoptera, Formicidae. The record is from RefSeq and is a predicted model, not a curated record. Gene Ontology annotation, molecular function: protein binding.
CAUCUCUCGUCAACACAAUAUCAUUCUCCAGAGACAUCCACUUUACUCAUUUAGAUGUAGACAGUAAUAUUGAUUUGGCAAGCACACCUUCAAUGAGAAUAAUGACUCAAUGUGUUAGAUAUAGUUAUCAACAACGCAUCGAUCUCAAAUUAUACAAACGAAUAAUUAAUAUCGAAUUAAACGUAUACGAUACUCAUAAGAGGAAAAGAAAGAGAAAAGAGAGAGAGAGAGAGACUCUUAAAACAAGAAUGGGGAAAAUUCUCAACGCAUUCGAAUCCAUUGAUCUAACGAACGCUUCCGUCGUCGCAUAAAUUCCGCUUGAGGAAUUCCGUAGGAUCCGCUUCCUGAAAUCCCCAGUCAAAAUCGUUAAAGAAAAGCGACACUCAUUCGCAAAAAACAUCUAGUAUCUCGCCUGGGGUCUGAAUGCAAAUGACUUUAUCCCCGACACGCGGCGUUUUCCCGCCCGAGGUCCUAAGGGGGAAACGACAUCCGAAAACUAAAGAAUCGCGGCGCCAAAGGCGAGGACGAGAAAUAUUGCACGAGGUGGUUGGCAGUUUCGUCGAAUGUAUACGUCGUCCGUAAUGGUACUCGCUCGUGGCCGAAGGCGGGAGGUUUCACGGGAAUAAAGGGUGGCUCUCUUCGUCGGUGCAGCCAAGCGUGCACGUACCAUUCUGGCGGAAAGCCCUGUUCCGACUUGCUAGAGAAGUUGUCUACCGGCCAAAGGCGUCGACGCGUUUCUUUGUAAUGUACUCCGCCAACGUAAAAAUUAAUGUAGAUUACAAAAUGGAGAAAAAAACAACAGCUUUGUAUCUACUUACGGUAUACUUGAUUGUUGCGGCGUUUGCCCUGAACGAGGAGACCCUGCAGGAGCAAGAAUGUCCCGUAGAUUGCCAUUGUCACUACUUCCGCAUCAACUGGGUGACGGAUUGCUCGGAUAGCAAUCUUACGACCAUCCCCUACAACGAACUUAGCCAAAAUGUCUAUAUCUUAGACAUGAAUGAUAAUAAUAUCGCAAACGUCGACCCGUUUCCAAGCUCCAUUAAAUUAAGGCGCCUCCAGAUGGCACAUAACCAGUUAACUGAGUUGACGUACGAAUCCUUCGCCGGAUUAACGUAUUUAUUGGAUGCAGAUUUCUCGUAUAACGCCAUUACGCGUGUAGAUCCUGAAGCAUUUCGAGACAGUCCGGGUUUAAUUACACUGGAGCUUCAACAUAAUCCUUUGGAGGAGGUUGAAGGACAUUUCCUGAAUUGCCGCACGUUGCUGCACCUCGAUAUAAAUUCAUGCGGUAUUCAUCAUCUCAAUACAGAUUUCUUCCACAAUACGACGAAUUUGAAGAAGCUCGAUUUGUCACACAAUCCCCUGGAAAGAAUAGAACCAGGUCCCUUCGAUCAUCUAACGAACUUGGAAUAUCUCACGUUGAACGGAUGCAAUUUAACCUACAUAUCUCCGGAGGCAUUUUCGCACUUGGAAAAUUUGCGACAAUUAGAAAUAGCAAAUAAUGAAUUGAAAACAUUGAAUUGGAGGAACAUUCUCACACCGUUAGUGCGCUUGGAACAUCUAGAUAUUAGCAACACCGGUAUUACGAAUUUACCAGGUGACGCCUUCGCGAAGAACUUGUAUCUCCGUCAAUUAGUUCUCGCCAAUAAUGAAUUAUGGCAUCUGGAUGUCGAAGAUACGCUCGGACACAAUUUGCACAGCCUUCAAUCUUUGGAUUUGUCAAAUUGCAAUUUACAAGAUCGCUUUUCCGAGGAAGCUUUCACAAACGCAAGUAAACUACGUGUACUCAAUCUGAGCGGUAAUCCAAUGUUCGCUAGCGAUUUAACUGCUGUUCUCCGCCAUUUGCCUAAGCUUCAUAAACUCUCUCUCAGCAACUGCAGUCUUCGAAGAUUACCAGACGCCUUCGAUGUGUUCGAACAUCUCGAGGAGCUCGAUAUCUCUCAUAAUCCACUGUCCGAUGCAUUCGUCAGUCUUCUUAAUCCGUUAACAUCUUUGGAAUAUUUGGAUAUGUCUUAUUGCGGUCUUGGUCAUGUCGGAAAUAAUACUUUCGCACAAAUGACUUUCCUGAAGCAGUUGAUUCUUUCGGGGAACGAGCUUCAUACUUUGGAGGAAGGGUUAUUCGCGAAUCUGACGCGUUUGGAAAGCUUAGAACUCAACAAUUGCGAUCUCAAGAUACCUCUCGAUCCAAAAAUCUUCGGUGAUCAUCAGUCGACAAACAUAAUAGAACUUAAACUCAGCGGCAAUCCGUUGAUCGUGCCCGAUGAAGGCUCACUACUUCCAACGCAGCUGUCUAAGGUGGAGAUUUUGGCUCUCAGUAACUGCAGUAUCUCGCACUUGAAUGAGAACAUAUUUGCCACGACGAAUAAUCUCACUCAAUUGAAUCUUUCGGGAAAUACCAUCUCUGGUGUAGAAAAUCUGAGCUCCCUGAAGCAACUGCACGCAUUAGAACACAUAGACCUCAGUAAUAACCAUUUGCGCACGAUCAAUCCAAAGGUAUUCGAGUCGAAUCCACGUUUACUCUCGAUUAAUCUUAUGGGAAAUCCGUUUGUUUGCAAUUGCUCUAUCGCGCAAACUUGGGAUUGGGCCGUGCAGGAGAAAGGUGAUCUUCACAUACUCGUUGGCAGUCAAUUGAGCACUUUUGAAACCGGCUCCGUAAAACGAAGAAGGAAUCUUUCCUGCGUCUACGACGAAGAAACUUAUCGAAACAUGACAGAGGGGAACCAAGCAACCUCAAGUCGCAAACAUUAUUCCAGUCAAUUUUCACCUUCUCGUACUUGGGCUAAGUAUGUUCGCGAAUCUAAUUGUAAUCGGCGUUCAUGA